UAUAUAUAUAUAUAUAUAUAUAUAUAUAUAUAUAUAUAUAUAUAUAUAUAUAACUGUCCCGUUUCCUUCCUGUGUGUAUGUAUUAUAAAGUGAGUGAUGCGAUGUGAUGUCAUUUUGUACCACUAAAAUCUAUUUUGUUUAUGCACAUAUAUUUGUAUUUGUCAUUUUGUGAACAUUUAAGCGCCUGUGUGUAUUGUGAGUGGACUGGUGGGUGGGGAGGUACACACUAGUAAGUGCUUCCCUGUGUGAGCAUGUGUGCGUCACGGGGAUCGGUUUUGUUCACAUCCAGAAUAUCGAUCACCGGUGUGUGUUUUCCUUUUUUCCCCUCACUUUUACCCUCUUUAUUACUCCCCCGCCCCUCCCUCUUGUUUCUACCAUGUAUGUUUGUAAGAAAGUGGUCAAACUAUGAUUUUUUCUAAUAAUGUAACAAUAUUAAUUAAUAGUAAUAAUAAUGGUAAUGUUAUUUGAAUAUUUCUGUCUUUUCUAUCGAUUAUUCAUACACCACCCAUGCGUGUACACGCAUAUACACACCUACGCACGCACACUCAUUAUUUUUGUAAACUCACGCAUUCACCACUUCUCAUUAUGAAUUCCUCCCGACCUGUUUGUCGACUUGUCAAGAGUUUUCGGGAAAACAUGAAAUCAACAAACACAACACAAUACAGGUCGACAGUCAUUCAGACACAGAGGAAUCUGUUUUUUUCAUUCAUUGUUCCACUUGUCCUUGUUGUCGUUGUUGUUGUUGUUGACCCGUUUGUCUUCAUGCAAUCAUUAAUCGAUUUGUCUUCUCCCCUCCCCGUCUUCUUCUGUCUGUUUGUGUCUAUAGAGGGGUCACUUUCGCCCCCCUCUCCCUCUCCAGAGAGAGUGAGAAGCUCAAAUUACUGUGAAUAUAUAUACAUACAUUAUUAAA
Messenger RNA from Trichobilharzia regenti, 910 nucleotides. NCBI's taxonomy places the organism in Eukaryota, Metazoa, Platyhelminthes, Trematoda, Strigeidida, Schistosomatidae. The record is from the annotation of a GenBank genome assembly.